This is a messenger RNA of Dracunculus medinensis (Guinea worm), 501 nucleotides long. The record is from the annotation of a GenBank genome assembly. NCBI's taxonomy places the organism in Eukaryota, Metazoa, Nematoda, Chromadorea, Rhabditida, Dracunculidae.
AUGAUAUAUCUCUUGUUGAUUUGUUGGCUGGUAGUGAAACUUUCAAGCAAAUUGCAAUUUUCAGAUGGUUCAAUUAAAUGUUUUUGUGACAAAACAAAUUGUGAGGAUUCAUUAAUAUGCACAGGAGACAUAUGCCUAAUAGGAUUUCGAAAUGAAGGGAGUGAUUCAAGAAUUGAUCAACUUUGCGGUACUGAUGAUGCAAAAGAACUGCAAAAAUGUGAGCAAAAUUGGAAAGGAUGGCAAGAGAUAUGUGCUUGCAGCGAAAAUUUCUGUAAUACAUUUACUUAUCUACGAAGUGCUAUUGAUCAACAGAAUGCACGAAAGGACCAUUCUCUACAAAAAACUUCCUUCGAGGUAGAUGCUGGAAGGAAUCCCGUCAGCAUUUAUCCACAGGUUUAUCAUAGCAAUAAUCUUAUUAUAUUACUUGUUAUUAUUCCAUUAUCAGUUGGCAGUCUAGCGGUGUGCCUUAUCUUCAUCAAUUAUCACUGCAAAAUGUGUUGA